GGAGGGAAACUAAUCCCUAAAUUUGAUUCAUUGAUUCCUCAUCGCCAAAAGCAACACAGAGCCGCCGCCUCUAUCGCUUUUAACCUCCUCCAGUCUCCGGCGACCCGUCUGCUCCGCCAUCCAUCUGCUGCAUCACCCUCUCUCUUCCGUAUUCCCAUGGUCUGCCAAUCAGAAGAGAUCUUUUGACGACUCUAAGCCUUUCCAGCUGCGGCACACCUGCGGCGACAGCGAUUAAUUGUUACGUGGCGAGAGAACAUAAACCCUAAGGAGAAGGCGACCAGCCCUAUCAACGUUCAUUUUAUCAUCGUCGAGCAAAGAAAUAUCUAGGGAGAGAAGCCUCUGUCAAAACUGCCAGCUCUUUGUUCUUGCUGCUAAUUCAGGUCUCUGAAAUAAUUGAUACUAGCUGGUAUCUUAUCGGGCUCGUGUUGCUUCCUCAUAAACGAUGGCUGGCAGAAUCAUUGCAAAUUUGAUUGUGGUAGGCUCUGGGGUGUUGGUGAGGGCAUUUGCUCAGGCUUAUCGUCAAGCGCUUCAAAAUGCUUCGAAGAACGGUGUUGCACGUGAAGCAGUGGAGAACAUGAAGAAAGUGAGUAAGGCGAUGAGCGAGUCAGAGGCGAGGCAGAUUCUAGGAGUUUCCGAAAAUGCAUCAUGGGAAGAGAUUAUAAAGAAAUACGAUUCAUUGUUUGAGAACAAUGCCAAGAAUGGCAGCUUCUACCUGCAAUCCAAGGUGUUCAGAGCUAAAGAAUGCCUAGAAAGUACAGUCAGGAAGGAUGGUGAAAAAGUUAUGAGCUGAUGAAGUUUUCACUCUUAAUGAUCGUCUCCAACCUGCAGGUGCACAUAUACUUAGAAAGACGCAUUAGCUCAAAAAGUUUUAACUGUGAUAUGGGUAUGGAAUGUUGAGGAUCAUCUAAUCCCAUGACCAUGGCAGUAUGCCAGUAUCUUUUUGUUACAGUUUGAACUGUUAGCCUAACGGUUUGGCUGGCACUCAAAAGAAUAAAGAAAGCCGAUGUGGAGUUCUUUUGUUGUUGUUGUCGUCGUCGUCAUUAGCGAUAUGGGCUUUCCACCCCCUAUUUCAAGUGGUUGGUGUUGGGCCUUCUUGGAUCUCCUUUUGCUACUUGGGCUUGUAAUAUGCCUUCUCUCAGACUGUCUGGUUGGAUUUGGAUCCAUUUCUGCUUCCUUUUUUUCCACUCAUGAUUACACGAGCUCCUUCUUGAUGAAAUCUCUUAG
Molecule: messenger RNA, 1224 nt
Organism: Linum tenue
Lineage: Eukaryota; Viridiplantae; Streptophyta; Magnoliopsida; Malpighiales; Linaceae
Source: the annotation of a GenBank genome assembly